AAGGAUGAAAUAGGAAGAGGGACAAGUACGUGCAAGGCCAUGGGGGCAAGAGAGGUUAUUUUGUUCUGGGGGAACAAAAAACUAGUUGAAUAUGUCUAGAACACGGGAUGUACUUUAGAAAGUAACAAGAGAUGAGGUUAGAGAAAUAGGCUGGGAUCAAAGUAUAACAUGUCUCUUGUGUGUGAUAAAUAAAAUAUUUACAUUUUAUUUAAAGGCAAUGAAGGAGUCUUUGAAUAAACUUUCUAAUAGUUUUUUCUAUUUUCUAACUUCAUAAACUCUAUGUUGAAGAAAGUGUGCCGGAUCAAAGGUCUCACAAAAUAGUAAACUUUUGGAACUUACUCUGACCUGAUGUUAUACUCAUGGAGCUCUGUGAGUCUUUUCAGGCAGGAAUAAGUCUCUGUGCAGCGAGUUCCUAAUUAAACAGAGACCUAAAACCAACAAAAGAGAGACAAUGGGUCUAUGUUCACUGACAGAGGAACUGGGAAUGACAUGGGUAGUAACAUCGCAAUCACUGCCAUCAGGUAAAUGAGUGUUUGGGUAGGGGUGCAUUUUGAUUCUGGGAGACUUUCAUAAAAAUUAAAGGAUGGAAAGUAGGUUGCUUCAUAUUUGCAAAGUAGCUUCUGUUUACAGAAAUUAGUUUAUUUUAUGAGUUUCCUUCACAGGAAAGAAUGAAACUCUAACUUAUUCCUAUCUCUUGACUGACGCCAUAGCCAUUUUCAUGAUUUGUGGCAUUGCCAUUGAAGACAUCAAUACCUUUCAGUGUUUUUAGUCAUGCUGGAGAGAAACAUCACUCUGGUCAGUGAGUUCAUCCUGGUGGGCUUCCCCACUGCGUCAUGGCUGCAGAUCCUUCUCUUCUUCCUCUUCCUUGUGGUCUACCUGCUGGUGAUAGUUGAGAAUCUUACCAUUAUGCUCACUGUUUGGGUCACUGGCUCCCUCCAUAAACCCAUGUACUACUUCCUGAGCAGCAUGUCCUUCCUAGAGGUCUGGUAUGUCUCUGUCACAGUCCCCAAGAUGCUGGAUGGAUUUCUCCUGCAAAGACAGCACAUAUCCUUCACAGGUUGCAUGACCCAGCUCUACUUCUUUAUCUCUCUGGCCUGCACAGAGUGUGUUCUCUCGGCAGCCAUGGCCUAUGAUUGUUAUGUGGCCAUCUGCCACCCUCUCCAAUACCCGGUCAUCAUGACUACAGGUUAUUGUAUGCAGCUGGUGGCUUUCUCCUACAUGAGUGGCUUCAUGGUCUCUGUGAUCAAGGUUUAUUUCAUUUCACACAUCACCUUCUGUGACUCCAAUGUCAUGAACCACUUUUUCUUUGACAUCUCUCCAAUCCUCAAACUGGCCUGUAAAGGCAUGUCCACAGCUGAGCUAGUGAACUUUGUCUUGGCUAUUGUCAUUCUUAUGUUCCCUUUCAUCAUCACUGUCCUCUCCUAUGUCUGCAUUGUCUCCACCAUCCUGCAUAUACCCUCCACCCAGGGAAAGAAGAAGGCCUUUUCCACCUGUGCAUCCCACCUCGCUGUAGUAAUAAUCUACUACACAGCCAUGAUUUUCAUGUAUGUUUGGCCCAGGGCUAUUGCAUCCUACAAUUCCAACAAACUAAUCUCAGCUGUGUAUACAGUCCUCACACCUAUGCUAAAUCCGUUCAUCUCCUGUGUAAGGAAUCAGGAAGUCAAGAAGGCUAUGAGAAAGACUGUGGGAGGUGGGCAGUGCCUCCUCAGCUGAGCUCUGCUGUCUUGAGGAGGAGACAGUGUCACUACCACGAUAUCAUUUCCAUGACAUUUAUCAUGUCCUGCAUA
This is a messenger RNA of Loxodonta africana (African savanna elephant), 1787 nucleotides long. RefSeq names its product olfactory receptor 6B9-like. The record is from RefSeq and is a predicted model, not a curated record. Gene Ontology annotation, cellular component: membrane. Gene Ontology annotation, molecular function: olfactory receptor activity; odorant binding. The transcript has a single exon. Bases 772 to 1713 code for a protein of 313 amino acids. NCBI's taxonomy places the organism in Eukaryota, Metazoa, Chordata, Mammalia, Proboscidea, Elephantidae. Gene Ontology annotation, biological process: G protein-coupled receptor signaling pathway.